AGAAUUACAAUGUGAAAAGUUGAAUCACUGACGGAUAUCGUCCGAUAAAUAAAUUUUACAUCUGCGAUUUAAUUUUCCACGCAUACAGUAUUAAAAAUAGUCUCGAAUUUGCUCGAGAAAAUAGAAAAAAAAGUUACAGGUUAUAUUUAUGAUAUACCGGUGUAACAAUGUGCGGGAUAUUUUGUCACAUUUCGCAAAGCCACGAGAACAAUGAAAAAGUUUCAACUGAGUGGAACAUUUGCAAGGACUUAAUAGUUGCUCGUGGUCCUGAUAAAGCGACAGAGAGGUUCGAACGUUUAAAUGAAAAUUGGUUUGGGCACUUUGCUGCCUCCGUAUUAUGGAUGCAGGGUGCUAAUUUAACUGUACAACCUGCUAUAGAUUCUACGGGUAAUAUUCUUCUUUGGAACGGAGAUAUAUUCUCUGGAAAUUUGGCUCAAGAUAAUACAUGCGAUACAGAUGUAGUACUAAAUGCGAUUCAAUCGUCUCUGACUAUUUUUACUGUGUUUAAAGAAUUACAAGGGCCGUACAGCUUUGUGUACUUCCAAAAAUCCAGCAAUCUUCUAUAUUUUGGCAGAGAUGUUAUAGGAAGGCAUAGUUUGCUCUUGAAAUCCAACACAGAUGAGAAUAGCGUAACUUUAACAUCGGUUGCAACUAAACAGAUAGAUGGAAUAGUAGAAGUUCCUGCAAUUGGAAUUUUCGUGAUGAAUUUAGCUAAUUCGAGGGUAAAUCUUGCGUGCUAUCCAUGGAAAGAACCGGACUUAAGAUUCACGGAUGUUAUAGAAGCAUUAGAAACGCGUUUAGGCGUGGAUAUCGAUAUCAAAGAAACUAUAUUGGAGACAGAUACAUUGACGAGUCUACAUCUACAUCCUAACAUUAAAGAUUUAGAAUCCUUCGAGAAUAAUCCUUACUUUGAAAAUUCGUGCAAGACAUUGGAAUACUUUUUACAAAAUAGAGAUAUACACGAAAGGGUAGAUCACUUGUCACAACUUCUCUGCAAAGCAGUGGAAGUCAGAGUGAAGAAACAGCCGAGAUAUUGUAAAAAUUGUAUAAAAUUAUUUUUAAAUGGCAAGAAUGUUACGUGCACUCAUGCAAAAAUAGGCGUAUUAUUUUCUGGAGGUUUGGAUUCCGCCAUUUUAGCGUUAAUUGCCGAUAAAUAUAUACCGCAAAACGAGUACAUCGACUUGAUCAAUGUUGCGUUCGAAAAAUCGGUUAAUACAUCGAAGAAAUACAAUACCGACAAUGAAAGACAAUGUACUCAGGUUCAAUACGAUGUACCUGACCGUAAAACUGGAAAACAAACGUUCGAAGAACUUUUAAACAUUUGCCCAAAAAGGAAAUGGAAUUUCGUUGAAGUGAACGUCUCUCAGACGGAACUGCAGAAAUAUCGUUCCGCGCGAAUUUGCAAUUUAUUAUAUCCACUUUGUACGAUACUAGACGAAAGCUUAGGUUGCGCUGUGUGGUUUGCAAGCCGUGCAAAAGGCACUCUUUGCACGAGCAAUAACGUUUACGAAUCACCGUGCAGAGUACUUCUGUUAGGCAUGGGCGCAGACGAAUUAUUUGGUGGAUACAUGAGACACAGAACGAUAUUAAAACACAAGGGUUGGAGCGCUUUAACUCAAGAAUUAAGUAUCGAAUUAGCUAGAAUUUCCGAAAGAAAUUUAGGUCGUGACGAUCGUAUCGUGUCCGAUCACGGGAAACAAUCGAGAUUGCCAUAUUUAGAUGAAAGAAUAGUACGAUACGUCCAGAAAUUAAAACCAUGGGAAAGGUGCUACCCAACAGACAAAAUGCCAUCCGGUUUAGGAGAUAAAUUAUUAUUACGCCUACUGGCGUAUAAACUUGGUUUUCGAAAUACAGCUAAUUUUCCUAAAAGAGCUUUUCAGUUUGGAUCUCGAAUCGCUAAUAGCAAAGAAAAUGCUAAAGAUGUAUCGGACAGACUGUGAGAAUUGGUUUGUUCAAACUGUUUUAGUUAUUAGCGAAUAAAUUAACGAGUAUUCGAAUCAUCAAGUAUUUGAUUUCAGAAUGCUGUACCGAAUUUUAUUUUGUCAAGCCUGUGAUAUUUUCUGUGUACUGCAGUUUUUGUCAUAUUUUCUAUGCUUAAACUCAGUGUGUAUUUGUCUUGCAAAAACAUGACUUUUAAUGUAAUUUUUAUACAAACUUUUUACAAUCUAUGUAAAUGAAAUAAAACAUUUGGGUAUUGUA
Hylaeus volcanicus is the source of this 2199-nucleotide messenger RNA. RefSeq names its product asparagine synthetase domain-containing protein 1. Gene Ontology annotation, molecular function: asparagine synthase (glutamine-hydrolyzing) activity. The record is from RefSeq and is a predicted model, not a curated record. Bases 168 to 1940 code for a protein of 590 amino acids. Lineage: Eukaryota; Metazoa; Arthropoda; Insecta; Hymenoptera; Colletidae. The transcript has 6 exons.